AUGAGCGAUUCCGACGAUGGCUCUUCUCGUUCUUCUCGUAAAUCAUCGCUAACAAGCAGUAACACAGAAUCAGUUGAAUCGUGGAGUUUCCUCGAAUACGACGGGUCUUCGUCGGAUGUCUCACGAAAAGAAAAUUCAAGUAAUGAUGAGAGUGUGGUUCAUAUUGAUGAAGACGGCUUCUGUAAGCUGAAGGAAUAUUCGCAAUCUGGAAGUGAUGGAAGUAUCAGUGAGGAUAACGCGAUGAUCGAUUGUACUGAAGAAUCUGAUUCUACUAAAAAGGAUGAUUUAAAUAUAAGCUCAGUUAAAAGUGACUUUGUCGAAGAGAAUGUCCUAAUGAUCAUCAGAUGCAAUGAACUUUCACUGGAUCCUAAGGGCUAUGUUCGUGAAGAAAUUCAAAUAAAUUCCUCACUGGACAGUCACGAUAGUAUUACAGAAAAAAGCGAUGAUAUAUCGCCUUUCUGCUUUAUAUUUGAGGAUGAUUCUGAGAAAGUGGAACCGCUGAAUAAUCAGAACGGCAGUUUUCAUAACGAUUUAUUUUUGGAUACUCAGUCUCGUACGAUUUCAAAGGAGUUUAAAGACGACGAAUUUGGCAAAUUACUGAUUCAAGAAUGUUUUAACAAGAAAGAAUAUAGCCUACUCAGGUUGUGCGAUUUGGUUAAAGUUUUCAGCUUGAUUAUACUUUUCCAUGCCGUUUUUAUCUCAUUUCGAUCACUAAUCGAUUUCCAAAAUCGUCUCUUUUCCAACGGCACAUGUGAUGCAUAUGAACCCUUUCUUACAUGGCACAUGGCAAAACCGUCGUCCAAAUCUUCAGUCGAAAAGCCGUUAUCCAAUUUUCUUCCUUUCUAUGGAGAUUUACCUAUUUUUUCCGCAGAAAAAGAGCCAGAUUUCUCACUCUCACCUGAAAUUUCCAUUACGUCUGCAGCACGUAAAUGGAAAAACGAUCUCAUCCAAGUAUUAGAUGCAAUCAAACAAUCGACAGUGCCUAAAGUAGAAUUGCGCAGUUCAGAUGAACACAGACUUAUUGAACUGUUGAGCUUAACAUUAUGGAAUACGUCUUCAGUCUCCCAGAUUUCGGCCCAGGAUAAGCCGAGUUCUGCGGAGUUUUCAAUAUUCAAUGAAAGUUUGUGUCCUUUUAGUGACGAAGUUUUGAAUUACUCCGCGGUUACAGAAGAUAUGCAAAAAGCGAAAAGCCUUUCCAAAUCGAAGAUAAAAAAAGAAAUCACCGAAGGACCCCAGGGACCAGAAAGAGUUGAUAAGAAAGAACUGAAUAUGGUUUGGACAGCUAUGGGUAUCACAUCGUUGGGAAUAAUUACAUUUUCUAUUCGUCAUAGAUUCGGGUAA
Molecule: messenger RNA, 1341 nt
Organism: Dracunculus medinensis (Guinea worm)
Lineage: Eukaryota; Metazoa; Nematoda; Chromadorea; Rhabditida; Dracunculidae
Source: the annotation of a GenBank genome assembly